Messenger RNA from Stomoxys calcitrans (stable fly), 2707 nucleotides. RefSeq names its product cilia- and flagella-associated protein 58. Lineage: Eukaryota; Metazoa; Arthropoda; Insecta; Diptera; Muscidae. Gene Ontology annotation, cellular component: cytoskeleton. Bases 15 to 2627 code for a protein of 870 amino acids. The record is from RefSeq and is a predicted model, not a curated record. The transcript is spliced from 10 exons.
GAAAAUCCUUAAAAAUGGGCAGUGAAAAGGGGUCUGGUUCGGAAGAUGAGCCUUUGGUACCAGAUGAAAUAGACGAUCAAUUCUACAAGGAUUUGUUAAGUAAAAUUCCUGAGGUCACUAAAGCCCUGCGUCAAAAAGAUACUCAAAACAAUGCAGACAAUGUGCAACGUCUUCUGAUUUGCAGCAAUCGUUACAAAUGCAAUCUGCUCUUGGAGCAGACCAAAUGUCAAGAUUUCGAAGAUGAGGUAGCCCGUCUUAAUGGCCAAUUGGAAGAUGCCCGAAAAAUAACCGAAUUGGAUCAGGAAACAAUUGCACAAUUAAGAGAAGUCAUAGAAAGCGCAUGGCGACAAAAAGAUGCUGCAAUACUUCGUGAACAAACAGCUCAAGAUGAAUUAACAAAACUGAAGGAAAUCAAUGAGGAUCAAGCAGAGACUAUCAAAAACCUCAGUGAUACCCGGGCUAAUCUAAAACAUCGAAGAGAUGACAAUAGGGAAAAAGAAAAUCUUAAAAGUGAAGUUAAGGAAGUCACAAAACGCUUGCAAAUGCAACGCAACUAUACCACAGAAUUGGAGGCAAUGAAUCAUACCCUAGAAGAGAAAAAUAAAAAUUUGAUUAAAGUCUUGGACGAAACCUCCACGGAAGCCUUCAAUAGUAAAAAACGCAUCGACUCAUUGACCAAAGAUCUAAACCAAAUGAAAAUCGAUGAACUAAAGUACACAGAACAAAUCGCCACAUCCAAAUUGCAGUUGGAAAAAUUGACCAAAAUGAAAGUGCGCCAAAAUCUGCAGAUUCUCUCGCUGAAAACCAAUCUGGAACAUUUGAAUACUCAACACAAUUCGACUUGCAAUAAAUUGGCUAAAAUUACUGUCGAUCUGGAAUAUGCCAUACAGGAGAGGGAUAAAAAUAAACGAGAUUUGGCACAAAAGGCGAAUUUACUGAAGCUCAGAGAAGACGAGAUUAUCAAAUGGAGACAAGAAAAUUCCAAACUGGCCAAACUUCAGGAUAAUGCUUCGCGUAAAUAUUGUGCUUUAGAGGAGACACGAAAAGAAAUAGAAGAUGAAAAUAUUAGACUGAAAACUCAAUUCAAUACUCAAGAAAAGGAGUUUGAGGCCAUGCGAAGAGUUGCCCAACAAUUGGAAAGAAACAACAACAACCUUACCAAGGAAAGAGACACUUUGAAGAGAGACUUGUUGGUGGAACACACAAAAGCAGAGGAAUUUCAAGAGACUGUGCAAGAGACACAACAUGAAAUAAGAGCUUUGAAGGACUCUUUGCUGCUGCAAGAGAGGAAGCACAAAAAACUACUGGACGACAUUGCACAUCUGAACAAUGAUAAAACUAAAAAAAUGGAUGACAUUCAAAAUUUAUUGGAUAAAAUGGAUGCCUUACAAAAUAAAAUCCAUUUAAAAGAAUCCUAUGAACUCGAAUUGAAGAGAACUGUUAGCGAUGCUGAGGCCCAAUAUUCCAAACUGAAAGCUCAACAUGAAAUUCUCGUCAAUGAGAAUACUUCCAAUUUACGCAACAUUCAAAAUUUGAAUGAGGAAAAAACCAAACUGAGAAAGAACAUUGAAAAUCUACAAAACGCCAUUGAAACACUGAAGGCCAAAGUUGCCUAUCGUGAUGGAGAGAUUGGCAAGCUGCAAUUACAAGUGGACAAAAUGGAGAAAGAGCGACGCAUGCUCAAGAAUGAACUGCGCACCUCUCAACUCAAUCAUCAGCACACCAGAAACGAGCUCUUCGAAAAGAAAAAAGAGAAUGACAAAUUUCUCAAAUCUCAACAAGAGGAAAUCAAGAAACUGACACGACUCCAAAGAGACUUGGACAACAUGAUCGAUGAGAAGAACUCCGUGUGUGCUGCACUCAAUCGCAAAGAAGAGCAAUACAAUGAACUGAAAAUGGAAAUGGAGAAUCUGCAGCGCACUCAUGAUCUCCUGCAAUCGGAGUUCUCUCAGAACUGUGAUGACAUGAAAUUAAUGCGUACUGAAAUAAAAAAUCUACUCACCGAAAGGAAUGUGCUGCGCAAAGAUCGAGAGAAUGCAGCAAAUUUGCGGCAGGAAUUGCUGCAAAUGCAUAGGGUCCUCAAUCAGCAACGUGUGAAAGCGCGAGCCUUGCAGGAGGAAAUGAUGACACCCAUGAAUGUACAUCGUUGGCGAAAUCUAAAAGGCAAAGAUCCCCAUAAAUGUGAUUUGAUACAGAAGAUACAGUUUCUGAGAAAACAACUUUUACAUUACAAUGUCACAAAUCUGGAGCAAGAAAGAGCCUUGAAGGAAUCACAGAGACUUUAUACUACACUGAAAGAGUUCAUUGUUAAACUGCCAAACAUAAAAAUAAAGGAGGAAUUGAACGAAGUCAAGUCAGCCCUAUCCCUCAAGAAUCGAAAGCUUAAAGCACUCAAAGCGGAAAUCUCUACCAAAGCGAUUGAGGAAAAGUCACACUCUGUACAGUUGGAAGAACUGAAAAAUGAUCUCACAAAGGUAAAAAAUCAACUACUACAGGAGAGAAAGUCCAAGGAGAAAUUAAUGCAGGAGAGACAGACCAUGAUGCAAAUGCAGAUACAAUGCAUGUCGGCUCCACCUCAUUUGCAGACAAAUUUCACACCCUCCCUUAAGCAUCCAAAUGGAAUCUAAGCAAGAUUACAAAAACAUUAAAAGUGUUUAAUUAAAGUCCUUUAAAGUUUGUUUUUCAUUAUUAUAAUAAGGUCCUCAAA